ACGCGCUGCAUUUAAACUUGUUUUGAGUGUUGCGGAAGUGAAACGGACCGUUUCUUUACUCAUUCAAGUAUCUGAUCACGUCAAUGAGAUGGCCGCGCGCGGAGCUAAAGAAGCUCUGGUGAAUAAACUGGGUUUUAAAAAUAGCAGCUCGAGAUCAGCAGAUAGUGAGAUGGAGAAACUGAAGAGAGAGAAUGAGAUGUUAAAGAGAAGUGUGGAGCAAAUGAAAAGAGCUGGAAAACAUUCAGAUCCUGACAGAGCCAAACUCCUGGAGAGGAUUUUAUCUCUAGAGACAUUAAGAGAGAAGAACACACAACAGCUGCUGGACAAAGAUCAAGAGAUGUCCAAACUGAGACAACAACUCCGGGAGACACACGGAGACGUGGUGUCCUCACUGCAGGAGCAAUUACAACAUGCGAAAACCAAAGAGAUUCAGCAUCAGGCCUUAGCGAAAGAGACCGAAGACCUGAAAAACAAGUAUUGUGUGGUGUCUCAGAGAUGUGAAGAACUCGAGAAACACAAGACACAGGUUCAGGUUCAGUCUGGUGAGUUGUCUGUGGUUCAGGAACAGCUAAAGGAUGCUCUGGAGAAAAAUCAAAACUGGUUGGUUUAUGAUCAGCAGAGAGAGGCGUAUGUUCAGGGUCUUCUGGGCAGGAUCACACAGCUGGAGACUCAGUUAAAUGAUGCAAAUCAAGCUCUUCAACAACAUAAAGCAGCUGAUUCAAAUGCAGAGUCCGGUCAGAUGCUGGAGGCUGAACAGACCCGCGCUGGACGCAUUCAGGCAGAACUUGACGAUGUGAAGAAGAGGUAUGAGGAGAAGAGCAGGGAGGUGACUGAGAUCCGGCAGCAGCUGCAGGAGGAGAGGAGGAGCAGUCGGGAGGAGAGAAAGAGUUCAGCUGAACGAGUCAAUCGACUUCACUGUGAGCUGAAGACAAACAAUGAUAGACUAGAGGAGGAGAGAAAGAGGGUAUCUGAACUCCUACAACAGGUAAACGUGCUGCAGACAUCACUGAUGAAACAGCAGGAGGAGCAGAAGAGACUCAAUCUUCUUGAACAACAGGUCAAGUUGUCAGCCAAAGAGUCUGAAAAUGAAAAACUGGACCGUCAAACUUUGCAACAUCAACUUCACAAAGUUUUGAAGGAGCUUCGUAAGGCCAGAGAUCAGAUUGCACGACUGGAGUCCUCAAAACAGCAAAGAGAUUCUCGGUUCUCUGAACCCAGCACUUACAACAGGAUGGAUUUUGAGAGAUUGACGAUUGAAGAUCGGAUCACAUCUCCAUCUAAAGGCCAUAAUCUAUUAGAUGAGAGUAUUCUGGAGUGUCCAAACUGUGGUGCUUCAUAUCCCACCAGUCAGCACAGAGAGCUUCUCGCUCACAUCGACUACUGCUUUAACUAACCCACCUGACAAACACACAACACUGUGUUAUACACUCCACUGACCACACACAAGCUCCAGUGUUUUUGCCUGAUUUCAAAAAAUAUCUAUCAUUAUUUUUAUAUGAACUGCCUUUUAUUUUAUUAUGUAUGGUUGGUGUCGAACUUCAAAAGUUUAAAGAAACUUUUCUGAAGGAAACGUAAAAGUUUUUGUUUACAUGGGGCUUUUCCUGAAAAUAUUUUAAUUUAUGAAUUUAAAUGUAAAUUUUAUUGUGUUAGUUCUCUUUAGGUGAAGUACUCAUAUUGACAUUCAGUACUUGUAUGCUUUUAUGCUUUUGUUUUGAAUUUUAAUCUUAUACAGUAUACUGUAGAAAUGAUGCAUCACUGAAUCAUCUGCUUUAAUGAAUAAAAAGAUACACUGUGCAGUUUCA
Molecule: messenger RNA, 1802 nt
Organism: Paramisgurnus dabryanus
Lineage: Eukaryota; Metazoa; Chordata; Actinopteri; Cypriniformes; Cobitidae
Gene: cep55l
Product: centrosomal protein 55 like
Biological process (GO): mitotic cytokinesis; establishment of protein localization; regulation of phosphatidylinositol 3-kinase/protein kinase B signal transduction
Cellular component (GO): midbody
Source: RefSeq, a predicted model, not a curated record